AUGUCUCGUCCUAAGGAGAACCAGGCGACUGUCGUCGCUGGACGACGACAAGAAGAAUGCCCGAAAGUAGCAACACUCUGCCCUGCUCCGAGAGGGGAAAAGGAAACGCAGCACUAUUCAGAUGGUGGGAGUGAUAGUCUUGUUCCACAGGCUCGAGACAAUGCUCAGUAUGAGAUCGACGAAUCCCGUCAACGCCAGCCCUCAGCCCUGAAGAAUGUUUGGCGCUUCUUCUCCACACCGCAACCAUCGCCAUAUCCCCAAGACCGACGCGGAAGGACUACUCGGCUCGAUGAGUCUCAAAUGCAGCCCUACUGGAACACGCCCUUUCGUCCCGAAAGCCCAAUGCCCCCCGUCUCAGACUCAACUAUCUGGCCCUUUUCUAACGAUUCCGAGCCCGAGGAGGUUUUGGACAUAGAGAUAAUUGCCUGGAAUCGUGGGCCACGCCGGACUGUGCGCAUUGUGCAUGGUGACCCACGUCAAGCAGUACAACCUGCCCAAGCUGCGAUCAUUGUCGGUCCUUCUACAGACGAUUCCUCAUCGGCAUUUGAAGAUGAGUCGUAUGAAGAAGAGGAAGAGGAGGAUAUUGUCGUGCAAGCAAGACGGGUGACCAGAGUAGGGAGAGCUACUCUGAUCAAAUUGCCUGAACUCAACAGAAACCAGAACCAGAACCAAGACGUGCAAGAGAGCCGUCCGCCUUCCGUAGACCUAGCUGACUGUUGA
Fusarium graminearum PH-1 is the source of this 720-nucleotide messenger RNA. RefSeq lists its product as uncharacterized. Bases 1 to 720 code for a protein of 239 amino acids. The record is from RefSeq and is a predicted model, not a curated record. NCBI's taxonomy places the organism in Eukaryota, Fungi, Ascomycota, Sordariomycetes, Hypocreales, Nectriaceae. The transcript has 2 exons.